AUGUGGCGCGGGAUAUACCAAGACGUGGGUGAGCAGGUCUUACCACCGGCAACAGCAUCGAUGCGAUCCUUCAUCCGACAGGUGCUGAAACGGUCGCAUACAACAUACACAACCGCGCAAAUUGCCAUCUGCUAUCUGUUUCAGACACAGCAAGCGAUCCGCCGAUACAUGCUCAGCGAGCCGCGCCAGAGUAUCAAACGGGACUACAUCAGCUGCGGCCGACGCAUGUUUCUGGCCAGUCUCAUUGUCGCAUCCAAAUACGUCCAGGACAAGACGUAUCGGAACUCGGCGUGGGCUUCCAUCGCGCGCAUGCAUGUCCAGCAGGUCAACCUCGCCGAACGGGUCUUUCUUGAAAUGUGCGACUAUCAACUCUAUAUGAAGCAGAACGUGUUUGAUGAUCUGCAUCGUUUAUUACGUGACUAUGUUGCCGAUGCCGUG
Zychaea mexicana is the source of this 438-nucleotide messenger RNA. RefSeq lists its product as uncharacterized. NCBI's taxonomy places the organism in Eukaryota, Fungi, Mucoromycota, Mucoromycetes, Mucorales, Lichtheimiaceae. Gene Ontology annotation, biological process: regulation of cyclin-dependent protein serine/threonine kinase activity. The record is from RefSeq and is a predicted model, not a curated record. Gene Ontology annotation, molecular function: protein kinase binding; cyclin-dependent protein serine/threonine kinase regulator activity. Gene Ontology annotation, cellular component: nucleus; cyclin-dependent protein kinase holoenzyme complex. The transcript has a single exon. The annotation marks the transcript as partial.